Molecule: messenger RNA, 627 nt
Organism: Fomitiporia mediterranea MF3/22
Lineage: Eukaryota; Fungi; Basidiomycota; Agaricomycetes; Hymenochaetales; Hymenochaetaceae
Product: NLI interacting factor
Exons: 4
Coding region: 1-627 (208 amino acids)
Cellular component (GO): plasma membrane
Molecular function (GO): phosphoprotein phosphatase activity
Source: RefSeq, a predicted model, not a curated record
AUGGAAGAGGAGGACGAGGAGGAUCGUCUAAUUCUAAACGGCGGCGCUGGUAUCCCUAUUGGUCCGGACGGCAUCCCACGACCUCUUCUGCCACCUAUUGCACCUCAACACGCCGGUCGCAAAUGCCUGGUACUGGACUUAGAUGAGACACUCGUGCACAGCAGUUUCAAGUCAAUACAACAUGCCGACUACGUGGUACCAGUCGAAAUUGAGUAUCACUGGCACAACGUGUAUGUUAUCAAGCGGCCUGGUGUCGACAGCUUCCUGAAGAAAAUGGGGGAGAUCUAUGAAGUAGUCGUGUUCACCGCGAGUCUAAGCAAAUACGCGGAUCCCGUGUUGGACAAACUGGAUAUUCACAAUGUCGUCGCUCACCGAUUAUUCCGUGAGAGCUGCUAUAAUCAUAAGGGAAACUACGUCAAGGAUCUAUCUCAACUAGGGCGCCCAAUUGAAGACACGAUCAUCCUGGACAACUCUCCUGCAUCCUAUAUUUUCCACCCUAACAACGCUGUUCCGGUGUCUUCGUGGUUCAACGAUCCACACGAUACCGAACUGACAGAUCUUUGUCCUUUCCUCGCCGACCUCGCAACCGUCGACGAUGUCCGAGGCGUGCUGGAUGGUGGAUUAUGA